Messenger RNA from Asterias rubens (European starfish), 2130 nucleotides. Its product is annotated as transcription initiation protein SPT3 homolog. The record is from RefSeq and is a predicted model, not a curated record. Gene Ontology annotation, biological process: transcription by RNA polymerase II. Gene Ontology annotation, molecular function: transcription coactivator activity. The transcript has 7 exons. Bases 154 to 1182 code for a protein of 342 amino acids. NCBI's taxonomy places the organism in Eukaryota, Metazoa, Echinodermata, Asteroidea, Forcipulatida, Asteriidae.
GACCCUCCACUCCAUCUUCUUUUUCUUAUCUUACUCUACUUGUGUCUUCCUCAUUGCAUCCCUUGCCUAUCAUCAUCCAGGUAUGCGCUUGGAGAUUGCCGUCGUCCUUUACUAGAGUCAGCUGAGAUUGUGGAAGACAUUGUACAUCGCCAAAUGACAAGCCUGUUACAGCGUGCAGCAGAUGUUUGCAACAUGCGCAAUGCUCGUUUUAUCAGCAUUGAGGACUUCAUCUUCCUGAUGCGCAAUGACAGAAACAAGCUUCGGCGACUGAUCCGGUUCCUUAACAACAAGGAUCAAAGGCAGAAGUUCGCUAAGUUGAUGGGUACAACGGGAGAUGAUGAUGAACCAGGAGAGAUAGAUCAGAGAGCAUUCUGCAGACGACGGAAAAUCUCCUACGAUUUCCUGAGCGCACUUGACCAGACAGGAGAGUUGAUUUCAUUGAUUGACAAUGAUGAGAUUGAUCCAGUCAGGAUGGAGAAAUUGGAACGGGCGGAGCUGAAGACCAAAUACAUGGACAGCACCACAUACAAAGAGUACACAGAGGCUCGGCAAGUCAGCUUUGCUAAGAAGGGCUCUAAGUUCAAGGAAUGGUUGGAUUAUUCAACCUUGGAGCCCAAACCAAACCCAUUUGCGCUGGAGAUUCUGCAGUAUCUAGCAUAUGAAGCAGUAGCUCAGAUAAUGGAGCUUGCGUUUCUAUCCCGUAGAGACAUGCAAGCAUCCCCAUGGGACCCCCUGACUAAAACCUCUGCUUCUCUGUGCUCUAAUAACCUCCCCUCUCCCGGUCUCUUCCUCAACAAAUCCACUAAGCCUUCUCCAGCUUCAACGCCACUACAAUCACCAACUUCAUCACCUACAUCCCCAAACAGCAAGAUGGUAUCACCCUUUUUGUCCUCCAGUGCUGGAGGUGCUGCACUGAAUGCCUCAAUGAACAGCAGUUCUUCAGACAGUUCAUUCCAUGCACAGGGGGAUUCAAAAGCUGGAGGGCACAGUGUUUCUAAGUCAAAAUCAAAGAGGAAGAAAAAGCCCAGUGGAUCUUCAUUGUUAGCAUUAAUUCAGUACCGUGCCAUCAGACCUAUGCACAUCAGAGAAGCCUACAGGAGGUUUCAUGAAAGCUCUACACCAAUGGCAACAUUUUGUAAAUACGCAAGUCAACCUGAAAAGACAAAAUAUCUGGUUUGCUGACAGUAUCAUGGAGAGUUUGUUCUUUUAUUCUAUUGAGGCCGACAUCCUACAAGAUGAAUAUAUUAAAGGUUUCCUUUAAGAUAGUUCUUCAUAAAAUUCAAAACUGUUUGUAACAUAACUGUACAAGAAUCCUCAACUCAAAUUCUUGACUUGGAUUUGUCAUGUAUGAUAUAGUACAGCUGAUGUGGCGACAUUCCAUGUAAUUUUUCAUUUCGUUAAGACAAACUGUAGGAAGGUACAACUCUGUUAUUAACAACCAAUGCUUUGAAAGUGUUAAGGUAGAGAUGUGAAAUGUACAUCGUAGCAACACAAAUAAACAAGUACACAAAUAAACAAAUUUGUACAAGGUACUUUAUUUUAAUAUCCUGUUCAACUCAAAACUUAAAUUAUUGUGUGGCAUGAAUUGCUUAACAAAAACCACGGCUAACAAACAAAAAAAACGUUAUAAAAUUUGUACAGCUUGUUUCCUUCACACUGCAGUAAUUAUAAAAAUGUAAAUAUGUUGUAUGUACAGGGUUUUUUGUCAAGAAAUACUGCAUAAAUAUGUUAAUAGGAAAACCUUGUAUAAAUAUACUUAAAUGGACGGCAUCCCAUAAUAGAUAAAAAUCACACUAAGUUUCAAAUGCAUUUUUUUAAUUUAAUAUGUAACAACUUUUGAUGGAAUUUUAUUUAAUAGGGCCAUACACUUUUAUCAAAAGGAUUAAUACAGUAAACCAUAAACAAUACUUUUACAAUAAUUACACAAACUAUUCAGUUUGAUCAAAAUGAAUGAUAUUAGAAUGGAAAGUAUCACAUAACAGGCAGGAUAGUCUUCCUACUUUCAUCAGAUUUCCCCCUUUUUAAUGACCCUCAGAAAUGGUUAAAGAUGCCAUGUCAGAUUUUUGGCCCCAAACAUUAAAAAAUAGAUUUUUUUGAGUGAAUGGUAUUUCAAAGAGUAUCACCCGCUCU